AUGACGACGGCUGAACAUGAUGCGAGGAUCAGCUUUUAUACCCAAUCGUUUACUAUAUUCACAUCGCUUCAGUCCAUCGCAGCUGCUCAGGCCAACGAGGCCCCACCACCCGAGUCAGCAUGGCUAGCAGGCGGACCAUCUGCUCAGACGAUGCAGUACUACUACCGGAUCGGCACGCUAUACUGCGAGGCCAUACAAGAGUAUUUGACCAGCCUCGAGCCGCAACAAGGGGAAGAUGAAUCUGAGUUCGAGCGCCAUGUACAGGACAUGCAUAUGAUUUUCCAUCUGGCGCGAGUUCUGUAUGUGCCGGAAGACGGCAGUGGUGUGGGUGUCGUUGGCGAAGAACUGCUACACUGGCUUAAUGCACACGAUGUCGCUCCAACGACUGAGCAGGGUCAGCAAAUUGCGCAAACGAUCCCGCCACACCAACACCCCGACUAUUGGGACUAUGUGCUCCGUUGCGUCUUGCGUGGCUUUUACGGCACGGCCGCCACUGUCCUUCAAUCAUACGUCGAUGCGCCAGAAUCGCCGACAUUGCAGUCUAUCGCGGCAGAGACUGUACAUAUGCUACAAACUGUGCCGCGAUCCACGUCUUUUUCUACAGAGCAGUCGUUCUUGUCGGCUCAUCGGCAUUGGCACACGUCACUCCGAAUAUUUUUAAGCAGCAUUCAGCGCAAGAUGGAUGCAGUGGAGUCGGAGCUACACCAAGCUUCAAUGCCUUCAAGCAGUGAUGUGCGCUUGGAACUCGAAGCACAAUUUCGGUGCCUGUAUGAACUGCUCUGUGGUGUCGAGGACCGCGUUUUGGAGUUUGCUGAGGACUGGAAAGAGGCGCUUUGUGCAUGGGGUAUGCUUGUUUCGCCUUCAAUGAAGCGUGAUGAUGUUCCGGAAACUGUGCAGCACAUUACGGCUUCACUGCAAGUUGAUGAGACCCUGGCUCGGGAGACAAUCUUGUCUCACUUGACGCGCGGUGAUCUCGUCAAGGCUCUGAAGCAGUGCACAAAUUUUGAUUUGUGGAUCGCGGCGCAUCUGGGUGACUAUUUCUGUAAAACGCAAGUGUUGGAAGAGCCUCAAAUGUUGCCCGAUAUCCUCAUGACAUGGGCUGAUACGCUGCUCGAGGAGGAACGACUCUGGCGUAUGGCCCUUUCUUACCUCGAUGCAAUCCACACUACAGAGGCGCGCGACAAAAUGCGCUCCAUCCUGUUUAGUGUGCCACUUUUUGGCCGUGAUGAAUCUGACGAUUUUACCAAAGUGGAAGAGGUAUUGGGUGCAUGUAUCGAAUAUGGUAUGGACGACGAAGUGCGCAUCAUUUGCCGACGACUUGCUGAUGCUCUCUUGAAGCAACAAAAAUACGGCGUGGCUAUUGCUUAUAGCGUACGAGCGCGCGAUGCGCGGCAAGUGCAAGCCAUUGCAGAUCACAUGCUCAACGAUUAUGUGACACAUGGUGCAGAGCAUUAUAUGGAGAGCGUCGAUUCUGUCCCUCGCAAAUUACUGGAAGAUGUGCUCCAGGAAGAACAAAUGGGCGUGACACCGUUUGCUACGUCUUCGAGCAUUUUUUCUUCGCAAACAUUUGCACCACUUGUUUUUCACAUCAAGUACCACGAUUUUCAUCAGUUAUUUUCUCAGCAUAAUACUUGGCGUGAGGCAGCGCAGCUUCUUGUGGGACUACUGACUAGUGAUGUGACGCCAGCGUCGUUUUUGUCCGUAUUGCUCGUUGAUGCUUUGCCUUUACUGCAAUCAACAACCACGUUGUUCUUUACACUGCCAGAAGCGUACGAACUUCUACGAGUCGCUGAAAAGGUGACCUCGGUUGAGGGUGACCAGGCAGACUUGUACUUCUACUGGCUCGAGCAAUUGCUCGUCAACGACGACCAUGAUGAAACUCGCCGUCGAAAACUCGCCAACGAGCGCAUGCUUGUAGUGCGACUCGCUCUGUCCCAAUACAUGUCGCGCAUUGUCAUUGAGUCAGAUAGCUCUCUCUAG
This is a messenger RNA of Malassezia restricta, 1980 nucleotides long. RefSeq names its product nuclear pore complex protein Nup85. Gene Ontology annotation, cellular component: nuclear pore outer ring. NCBI's taxonomy places the organism in Eukaryota, Fungi, Basidiomycota, Malasseziomycetes, Malasseziales, Malasseziaceae. The coding region runs from base 1 to 1980 and encodes 659 amino acids. Gene Ontology annotation, molecular function: structural constituent of nuclear pore. Gene Ontology annotation, biological process: positive regulation of DNA-templated transcription; protein import into nucleus; mRNA export from nucleus. The transcript is spliced from 2 exons. The record is from RefSeq and is a predicted model, not a curated record.